AUGAAGUCGCUUUUGGCUGUUUCUGCUUUUGUGGCCUCGGCCCUUGCCGCUGCCGUUCCAGCCUCACCUGCUACCAGAGUUAUCCGCGUCCCGACCAACCCUAACAAUCAUGCCAAAAUAGUGCAGACGAUCAAGGACUUGGAUCUCGAAUGCUGGAAGUUUCCCGACAAAGCAGGCCUCAAUGCGGAUGUCAUCGUGUCGCCGGAGCAGGCCUCGGCCUUCCAGGCCGCCACCAAGGACAUGGAAGUACAGGUCAUGCAUGAGGACAUGGAUGCCUCCAUCAAGGCCGAAGCGGCUGGCAUGACUGACCACUUUCCAAACAAAGACCUCAGCUCCACCGGUCCCUGGUACAAGUCUUACCACACCUAUCACGACCACGAAAAAUACCUCCAUCACCUACAGAAAAAGUACCCCAAAAACUCAGCGAUCGUGGUGGCAGGUAAGUCCUAUGAAGGCCGUGAUGUUCGAGCUCUCCACUUGUGGGGCAAACAGAAAGGAAAGCCCGCUGUCGUGUUUCACGGGACCAUCCAUGCCCGCGAAUGGAUCACCACAAUGGUAGUUGAAUACACAAUGGUGAAAUUGCUUGAGGAAACAACUGAGGUCAAAGGAACAGCCACUCUCGACAAUUUUGACUUCUUUAUAUUCCCCGUCACCAACCCGGAUGGCUUCGUUUUUACGCAAAAGUCGCUAGCUAGGGAGCACAGAAACUGGCGCAAGAAUCGCCAGCCCACGCCAGACCCAAAGUGCAUCGGAACUGACCCUAACCGUAACUACCCAGCCUAUUGGAAUGGCACACAUUCAUCUACCGACCCAUGCAGUGACUCAUACCGGGGACCCAGCGCAGGCUCUGCAACAGAGGUCAAGAUUCAAACGGAAUUCAUGUUAGACUUGGCCAAGAAGCCCGCUGGUCUCAUAUCAUACAUUGAUUGGCACUCCUAUGGUCAACUGUUUAUGACUCCCUAUGCCUACAACUGCGACAAGGUCCCAGCAAACUCGAAGAAACAACUCGAGCUUGCACAGGUUUUUGCAGAUGCAUUCGCAGCCCCCUUCAACACCACUCUGAGGGUUGGCACAACAUGCAAGACCAUCUACCCAAUCAGUGGAGACAGUGCCGACUGGGCCAAUGACGUUGCAAAUAUCACGUAUCCCUUCGCGCCUGAACUGCGUGAUCGAGGUCGCUAUGGCUUCUUCCUUCCACCAGACCAGAUUUUAGAUAGCGGCAAGGAGGCAUGGGAUGGUGUCAAGGCUCUGUUUGCAGCCAUGGCAAAGGAGAUGCCAGCCCGGGGGUAA
Ophidiomyces ophidiicola is the source of this 1290-nucleotide messenger RNA. RefSeq lists its product as uncharacterized. Bases 1 to 1290 code for a protein of 429 amino acids. Gene Ontology annotation, biological process: proteolysis. The record is from RefSeq and is a predicted model, not a curated record. Gene Ontology annotation, molecular function: metallocarboxypeptidase activity; zinc ion binding. Lineage: Eukaryota; Fungi; Ascomycota; Eurotiomycetes; Onygenales; Onygenaceae. The transcript has 6 exons.